UGCAUCUAAAAGAUCAAGGGAUAAGAUCAAGGGAUAAGACAAAGAGUGAAAUGAAAGACAAUGAUUUAGCAUUGGUUUGGUUGUCCAAAGAAUUGGAGUAUGCUGCUGACAAGGGCCAUGUUAUUAGACUUGAUGACGCAUGGGAAAGAUACACUAUAUUAGCCGAAAAAGCGGGCAACACGCUUCCCUCUUCUUUUAUCAGUCGAUGCGCGACUUUUAAGGACAAACUUGUGCAUAUGGUUGGAGACAUCAUAGAGUGCGUGCAAUCAUUUGAAAGGGGGCCGUCUGAGCGUCAUACCUUGCUAAUUCCCAAAAAGUGCGCUAAAAUGGCUCUGUCCCAGUUAGUAGCCCAGGGUACGGCUGACGAAGAAGACGAUGAACUAACUCUGCCUGUUUAUCACCAACAAGACGAUUUCCUCUCUCUUGUUCAUGUGGCGUUGAUGAUACGAGCUGAUGUGCGGCAGACCCAGGUUACAAGGGACUCGACAUAG
Molecule: messenger RNA, 491 nt
Organism: Paramuricea clavata
Lineage: Eukaryota; Metazoa; Cnidaria; Anthozoa; Malacalcyonacea; Plexauridae
Source: the annotation of a GenBank genome assembly